UAACUCUCUCAUCUCUGCUCACGAUUAGACAAUGUGCAACGAAAUGGAAAUUGCUCACAUUGUGGAACAUGAAGACUUUCACAGACAAAAGGAUGAAACAAUAUUUGCGAGUGAAGAUGAAGACACAUUCAAGGACACCAAGGUUGUGAUUCACAACAUUGUUGUUCCAGAGCAAGUACGCAAAAUGUUGAAGGUCAUCAUUGACGUAAAAGAAGAUGAUCUCGACUUCAUGGACAUGGCAAUGAAUACUGACACAGACAUCUUUGAACCUGAAGAAUGUAAACGAUAUACUAGGGUUCUUCCAUGAAAGUUGUUUUCAAGGCCUAGAAUCUUUCUAUCACUAGUUUGUAUAUAUCGGGAUCGAAGGACUGGCAUGGUAACCCGUGUUACCUUCGGAUACGAAAUGUAGAUGUAUUGUUGAAAUAAAUUCGAAAGACUUAAAACACGAUUCGCUACAUCAACGCGCAAAAAAUGCUUACUCCAAACCAGCUAAAUUGAUACUUCGUCAGUAGCUCACGCUGAACUGAUUGUGAUACACUAUAAAGAAUUCCUCAUGAAGUCGCCCAACUUAAUAUUACCCUUCAUCGGUGAGCGAAGAUGAACAAGACUUAAUGGAAUUCCCAUAGGAUUCAAAGAACUUCUCGUACCAAUCUUCGAAGAAGUAAUCAAAGUAUUUGCUGUUCUGAAAGCAAGCUUAUCUUACACGGUAAAGAGAUUCUCGGUGCCCAAAAAAGUCAUAGAUGCGGACCAGACAUGCGUCAAACCAUGCUUCCAUCUUCCAUUGAGUCUUUGAUGAACCAAUCGUUGUUGUUUUUUUGCAAAUUAUCCAAGAAUGCGCGGGCUACGCAACCACCAAACCAGUCUUCUGCCUGGAAAAAAACUUUUCGAAUUCCAAUUCUUGAUCCCCCCUAUGGCUUUCGAACAGCAUACUGUUAAUGAUGCUGUCCCAUGAUACAUAAGUCACACACUGUAAAUAUUUGCAUCCCAUUGUACAAAGCAGCACGACAUCAAUCGAAAACGCCAGUAUAGUGAACAAGUGAAAACAUUGUUUUUCUCAUGUCUAAACAUAUGAUCAUGCAAGGACUUGAGUAAAUUGCUUGCUGUCUUCGGGUUCCAAGAGAGAUUUUUCUGAAGCAGGCUUCUCUGCAAACAUGUCUUCGAUGUCCAGAACUUCUCUGCAUGUGAAUACCGAAACAAGUUUCUGGACAUCUGGAGGAAGCCAGCUAGAUCUUCGCUUUUCUACAGCAGAGUCACUUGUACAUCUUGCCAAAUCAAUAUUCUGCAGUUCACUUUCCAAAUGAGACGGUGGCUCACUGAAAGCAUCAAAAUCCCAUCCAACAGCAGCUGCAGUAGGUUGUUGGUUCUGUGUAGUAUGUUCGCUGGAGCUUUGAGUAGUUAUGAUAGAAUCGUUCGACAUAACUCUCAUGUUCACUUCAAUGUCAUUACUUUUGAGUACAAUUUUGCAAGUCGUUGAUCAGUUUUGCGCCACUGCAAAUUCACCUCCCUUGAGAUGUGUUACUGGUUAUUCUCGUUUUUGGUUUCGGAGGGACUGCAAAGACAGAUUUCAAAUCACAAAUUCACCAGUGUAAGUAUGACUGUUCGUGUUCAUGAGCAUUGUGCUGUAAUGAAUGCUUUGCCUGGGCUGUCUGUCCUCGUGCAACACCAGUUGCCCUUUUCCUCUGACGUGCUGGUUUCGACGUUCCUUCCUG
Guillardia theta CCMP2712 is the source of this 1709-nucleotide messenger RNA. RefSeq lists its product as hypothetical. Bases 44 to 307 code for a protein of 87 amino acids. The record is from RefSeq and is a predicted model, not a curated record. NCBI's taxonomy places the organism in Eukaryota, Cryptophyceae, Pyrenomonadales, Geminigeraceae. The transcript has a single exon.